AUGGCGGUUGUACUUGCAAAAACUCUAACGCUCAAACGAGCCUUGGAAGCAUUUGGACACCAGGCUGUUGAGGGAUUUUUGGCGUGUCUUGUACUCAGAGAAACCUUCAAUCCACAUUGUGCUGCACCAGACAUUGAUCCAGUGAUCAGGAUGACAGAACCUGCAUCUAUCGAGGAGGAAAAUUCGUCGCCGCCUCUUCCUGAAAUAACACUUGGAAUUGACAUUGGCAGAUCACCAUGCUGUGUUUCUGUGUGGAAUGGUUCCAGAGUGGAGAUUUGGAAAGAAAGUAUAAAUGAGAUGAUUAAGAGAUAUUUCGAAACUUUCGAUCAUGUCUUUACUGAUGGAGCUAGUAGUAGUAACGUCUCACUCUCCCAAGCGCAUGAGGAUGCAGUUUCCAACCUGAAAGACUUGAUUAGCGCACUUUUCAACGAAAGUGCCAAUUUCCCAUUUCUGAUGCACACUUUGGACAUUAAGAUUCGUCCUUUUGUAGCUGCAUUUGUGAACAAAGUGUGCAAAUCAACCACUGCAGUAGAACUCCUUGGAAACUUUCUGGUGAAUUUAAAAGAAAUGGCUGAAACUGAACUGAAACAACCUAUAAGAAAUGUAGUGUUUAUUAUUCCAGUUUCGUUCAGUCGAUUGCAGCAAACCCGGAUACGUAUCGCUUGUGAGAUGGCCGGUCUAAAAGUUAUUAGACUGAUGCCUGAACCAACAGCAGUGGCUUUGCUUUAUGCACAUCAACAACUGCAUGCUUCUGCUUCUUCUCACGAGGAUAUGGACAAUGAAAGCAAGAAAAUUGCUCUGAUUUUCAAUAUGGACGCGGGUUAUUGUGAUGUUGCUAUUAUUGCAACAGAAAAAGGAAAACGCCAAAUAAAAGCGUUGGCAGGAAGUGCUAUUGGUGGAGAAGAUUUGCUUGGAAAUAUGAUGUGUCAUCUCUUUCCCGAUUACGAAAAUAUAUUCAAGAGAAAUGUUCACAGGGACACAGAAAUUACAAGGAUGGCUUCUCUUCGAAGUAUAGUCCACAACGCGAUUACUAAGCUUUCGUCCGAGGCAAGUGUUAAGGUUUAUUUAACGUCACUCAAUCGUAGGGAUGUAACACGGGAGGAGUUUGAGGAAGUAAACAAAGAGGUGUUUGAAAAUUGUGAAAAGCUAAUCAUCCAAUGCAUACAAGAUGCAAAGAUAGAAGUUGAGAAUAUAAACGAUGUGAUAAUUGUAGGUGGAUGUUGUAAUAUACCAAGGGUAGAGAGUCUUGUUACUAAAAUAUGCAAAGGAAAGAAACCUUAUAAGUUAGGUGUGAACCCUUUGGAUGAUGUACUUCGUGGUGCAACAGUGGCAGGAGCUGUUAAUGACCCCUCUGGUGACUUGGACUUGCUUACUUCUCAAGUCACACUUCUUGCCAUCGGAAUUCGAGCUGAUGGAAACAAAUUUGUACCAAUUAUUCCAAGGAACACACCAGUGCCAACCAUGAAUUCGGAUAUACUUUUGACAACUAUUCAUGAUAAUCAAACUGCGGCAUUGAUCGUUGUUUACGAAGGUGAGGGACAGAAGGUUGAAGAAAACCAACUUUUAGGAUAUUUCAAACUAACUGAAAUACCUAAAGCACCAAAAGGUUUUCCUAAAAUCAUUGUUUCCAUGGACAUAGACGAUAAGAGCGCGUUGAGAGUUACUGCUUUUCUUGAGAUGCCUCCUAUUUCAGUAGAGGUGCGAAAUUAUGAUGCUGGAAGGAUUGGUUAUUGUGAUGAGUCACUAAUUAGAAAACAUGGUGAUAGAAUGGAUUUGGUUACUCUGGAUUUGGAAGAAUAA
Molecule: messenger RNA, 1800 nt
Organism: Medicago truncatula (barrel medic)
Lineage: Eukaryota; Viridiplantae; Streptophyta; Magnoliopsida; Fabales; Fabaceae
Product: heat shock 70 kDa protein 8
Exons: 4
Coding region: 1-1800 (599 amino acids)
Molecular function (GO): ATP binding; ATP-dependent protein folding chaperone
Source: RefSeq, a predicted model, not a curated record